AGACAACAUUACCUCUUAUUCUCUAGAGGAUAAUAAGUUAUGGCAAAGACACUUGCUUACGCUGGUGCUACAGUUCGGUUUUACCAUCUGUGCCAUUUUAACGUCCCUCUCAAGGCACGAGCUUUGGUUGGCAACUCUCGUGUUAUUUGCUGGCGUGAUGGAAUUCCCAUUCCAGUACAAUUCAAAGGCGUGAAGAAAAACGGAGGGAUAUUACAAACUGCAGUUCUACUCCUUGGCAGUUUAAAGAGUGUAAUCAUUGGCCCUGCUCCAAAGGAAGAAGAACUAGAGGAGAAAAUCACACCUAUUUUUUAUCCUUGCCACGGUAGACGUUCUUGUCAUGCGCUUCAAAUAAUUGAGAUUGAGCUAAGCCUCUUGUAUGAGCUUCUUCACACCAAGUUGCCUGUGAUUGCUUCAACUAGUGGAUUUAUAUUCCGUAUGGCCAAUUUCAUUUGCAUCUUGGUAGCCUUGCUUUCAUUCUCAUUAGUUAAGAAGCACUACCAGUUGGGGCUGGUUGACGUCUUGCUAACCUAUGGGUUGCUGAUUGGCACCUUGGCAUUGGAUUUCUUGUCUAUCAUAUUAUUCAUCAAAUGCUCCGAUUGGUUUGCCGCUACUCGCCUCCAAGAUCAGCACGACUUGCCUAAUGCAUUUAUCAAUAGGCGCAGGUGGUGUAAAAAAGUUUCCCAGUUAAAUUUUUUAACGUAUCAUGUGAAAGAUUAUCCAGUUUGGUUGAAAAAGCUAGAUGAACACUGCAUGUGGAGCUUGUUGGAAUACAUAAACAUUCAUUUCCGAUUUCCGUAUUACCAAAAUUUCAGGGACCCACUCUGGCAAUUCAUUUGGACAGAAUUAUCGGAGAAAUAUGAUUGGCAUAAGAAGAAUAAGCAAGAAACUUGGUUGUCAGAAAGAGAAUUAAUAUGUCAUUUCAAGAAGGUUAUCAACGACGAGGAACGAGCCAAGUGCUUGAUCAAAAGGUUCAUUUACGAAUUUGAUAAUUUCUCACAAACCCUCCUAGUGUGGCAUAUAGGCACUGAAUUAUGCUUCCAAGACAAUAAUGACCAGUGGAGGCAUGAGUCUGGGAAAUCUGAUUACAGAUCAAUAUGCAAGCUACUUUCAGAUUAUAUGUUUUACCUUGCAGUAGGCGUGCAGCCCAGCAUGAUCGCCUCUGUAUUGGAUGAUUGGAAGAAGGAAUUUGGAAGUAUAUGUGAGCAGACUCGGCGAUUAGUACUCUGGAGUUUUUUCUUGAAUGAGAAGACUGCCUGCAAAAUGAUCUUCUUCGGGUUGAAGAAUGAAAUAAAGGAAAAUCCCCUAUUAUCUAAAGCAGUUGAUCUUGCCUGCUCGCUCAAGAACGAGAACGAGAAGCAGGGGGGUUAUGAUUAUUCGUGGGAGUUAAUGAGCAAAGUUUGGGUACAUUUAAUGUUCUUUGCCGCUGUUAGUUGCAGCUCAUAUGUCCAUGCACAGCAACCAAGUCAGGGUGGAGAACUUCUCACUUUCGUUUGGCUGUCGCUGAAUCAUUUGGGUCUUGGAAUGAAAUACAAAACGUCGAAAGAAUUGUUCAACCGUCCUCCUAUUCGGAAGAAGUCGCCGCCGCCGCCGCCGCCGCCGCCGGCGGAAGAUGAUUACUAUGGAUAAUUUAUGGGUUCUCGUUUGCCUAUCUAACUAUAUGCUUGCUGCAUUUUUUAAAAGUUUGGGGACUUUACCACGUAUCUUCAAUUUAGUGCUUUGCUGUAUUAUGUAAGUUGUUUUGCACUGAACUCAUGUAUUUACCAAUGUUUCUAAACUCGGAAAUUAUAUUGUGAUGUUUAAUGUUACAUUGAUUGUGUGUGUUUGAUAAAUUUUAAAAAGUAAA
Messenger RNA from Rubroshorea leprosula, 1843 nucleotides. The record is from the annotation of a GenBank genome assembly. NCBI's taxonomy places the organism in Eukaryota, Viridiplantae, Streptophyta, Magnoliopsida, Malvales, Dipterocarpaceae.